Malania oleifera is the source of this 1203-nucleotide messenger RNA. RefSeq lists its product as uncharacterized. The record is from RefSeq and is a predicted model, not a curated record. The coding region runs from base 1 to 1203 and encodes 400 amino acids. Lineage: Eukaryota; Viridiplantae; Streptophyta; Magnoliopsida; Santalales; Ximeniaceae. The transcript has 5 exons.
AUGAGGAACAAUAAGAGAGUUUCUUGGGUUGAACUAUUUGCUAACAAUAGGAACCCUCAGUGCUGUGGAACAAUUCCAACUUUUGCUUCAGAUGGUGCUGGUGCUUGCAUUCAAGCAUCUGAACUGAUUAACUCAGUUGGUAUUUCUAACAAACACUUGGUGGGCUACUUCACUAGUAAACACCCAGAGUUGUGGACUCCAAUGGCCUUUGGGAAAAAUUGUUCAGAGAUUGGAAGGCCACUAUUUGCAGAUAAAUUAACAACAAAUAAGGAUAGGCUUUCAUGCGCUCAAAUUCUUGUUAAAGUUGACAUUGCUAAGGAAGUUAAACAUAGUGUCAAGAGCAUUUCUGCAAACCUAGGAAAGAAAAUGAGGGAACUUCGGGAGUUAAAAAUAAAAGGGAAAGGUGUUGUUCCUGAGGUUAAUUUUGGGAAAGUUAAUACUAAAGUUGAUGAUGCUGCACGUAAUCAGCAGGAGGAUGAGGGAUUAGGUGGUAUUCAGAAUCAAGGAAUAAAGGCUUCUACAGCAAAUAAAAGUAAGGAGGUUUUUGUUGUAGCUAAGACGUCAUUCAAGGAGGACAACUUGGUGGAGGUUUCUGUUGUAGCUGUCCCAACAAGGUCAUCCGGAAAUGAAAUUGCAAAUAGUCCCACCAAAGACAAGGGUAAGAUCAUAAGUAAAGACUCGAAGGCUGUAAAAGAGAAGGGAAGGGCCAUUGAAGAGGGAUUUGUGCAAGUGAAGAGCAAGAAGAAAACAAAGAUGGGUAUGGUGAACAACCUUAACCAUCACAGGGCUCGAAGGAUUCUAGUGCUCUGGAAUUCCCAGAAAGUCCAGUUGCAGGUUAUUGAUAUGAAUGCUCAGGUAAUUCAUUGUGCUGUUAAAUGUUCAAUUUAUGCUAAAAUAUUUACUGUGAGAUUUGUUUAUGAUUUUAACUCCAUUGUGGCUAGUAAACAAAAUGUAGGGCCAUGGCUGCUCUUGGGGGAUUUUAAUUGUGCUUUUGCUGUUGAUGAGAAAAGGAAUGGGCAACCUGUUUCUACAUAUGAAAAUAAAGACAUCAAGGAAUGUUUUUUUGAUCUGGGGCUCUCAAAUUUAAGGUCUACUAGCUGUCACCUUACAUGGUCUAAUGGUAAGGUUGGGUGCAAGCUAGAUAGGGCUGUGGUGAACUCUAGCAGGAUGUUGGCUAGCUACAAUGAUCAUGCAGUCUUCUAG